Molecule: messenger RNA, 2215 nt
Organism: Manis pentadactyla (Chinese pangolin)
Lineage: Eukaryota; Metazoa; Chordata; Mammalia; Pholidota; Manidae
Gene: RERG
Product: RAS like estrogen regulated growth inhibitor
Exons: 5
Coding region: 273-902 (209 amino acids)
Molecular function (GO): GTP binding; GTPase activity
Source: RefSeq, a predicted model, not a curated record
GGCGAGGGAACCAGGCACCCCGGCCGGUCCGUCCGCCCUGGCCGCUGCUGCCGCCGCUCCACGCGCGCUCGCAGCCCAGCGACUCGGAAACGCAACCCGCGGCUGGGCUGCACGCCGUGGGAGGGCUGCGCGGGUCCAGGGCAUCGGUUCCGAACUUGCAAGGGACCGCGGCUCUCCCGGGCCUGGAGAGUGUGAACAGGUUUGCAGAUUUACAAUGAUACAGUGAAUCUGAAGGCUAGAACCAAAAAAAUUUUCUCAGCUCUCUGGUUUGAAUGACAGUGAAUUUUCUACCAAUACCCGGCAUGGCUAAAAGUACCGAAGUCAAACUGGCGAUAUUUGGGAGAGCAGGUGUGGGCAAGUCAGCUCUUGUAGUGAGAUUUCUGACCAAACGGUUCAUCUGGGAAUAUGAUCCCACCCUUGAAUCAACCUACCGACACCAAGCAACCAUUGAUGAUGAAGUUGUCACCAUGGAGAUACUAGAUACUGCUGGUCAGGAAGACACCAUUCAGAGGGAAGGACACAUGCGAUGGGGGGAAGGCUUUGUGCUGGUCUAUGACAUUACUGACCGGGGAAGUUUUGAGGAAGUGCUGCCACUUAAGAACAUCCUGGAUGAGGUAAAAAAGCCCAAGAAUGUGACUCUCAUCUUGGUUGGAAACAAAGCUGACUUGGACCACUCCAGACAGGUUAGUACAGAAGAAGGGGAGAAGCUGGCCACAGAAUUGGCAUGCGCUUUUUAUGAGUGUUCUGCCUGCACUGGAGAAGGGAACAUCACCGAGAUAUUCUACGAGCUGUGUCGAGAGGUGCGUCGCCGGAGGAUGGUCCAGGGCAAGACGAGGCGACGCAGCUCCACCACACAUGUCAAGCAAGCCAUUAACAAGAUGCUCACCAAAAUCAGUAGUUAGGCAGCUCUGUUCUUUUCAAGGUGCUGCAAAGAUGGGUCGGGUAGUUGGAAACAAUUUCUUGUCCUUUUCCUCCUUUCUUUCCCCAAAAUAAAAUACUCUGUUCCGUGUUCUGACUUUGGGAAAUGUCUGGGCUUCCCAUUGUUCCCUGUCUCUCAUAUGUUGAGAAGUUAUACAGUGUUUUAUGAAAUUUCAGUGCUGACAAUUUCUCCCUUUCCUGCUUGAAUCAGAUACACUCUUGCAGUUUGAAAUUGUAAUCACCAAUUCUGAAAUGACUGGGUUCACAGUAAGCUAUUUUAGGCAUCUUCAUCUUGCUUCAAUAGGUUGAGAUCUCCUCAGAGGCAUUUUAAAAUUCCAUUUCUUGUUAAAGACUACAAAUGAUCACCUUAAAAGUCUAAGAUAAUAGAAAAUACAGUAACACAGAGAGAGUGGCAGAGAUAUGGGAGCAGGGAAUGGAGCCCUAGAAACCAUUUGAAGCAAGGAUUUUCUGAAUUAUCAUAAAACAUCUAGUUUUUCUUUAUCCCUUUUUUUGUUCUUAAAUUCACACGUUUGCACAAAGUUUUCCAUUAGAGUACAGUUCCAUUUUGAUUUGAGUGGGUUCUUUCAAUGACCUACUGGCAAUUGUAUCCUGUCUUUUUCUCUGAUUCCAACAAGGUUUCAUUGUAACAGAGGUAGCAGGACCCCUCAGAUCCCUCUGGGCCACUUCUCACCAAGCCCAGGAUGAUGUAAAGACAUUAGGAAUCCUUUCACCAAACCUGGCUUUAUUAAAUGAUAUUUGAAGAUUUAGAAUCAGAGAUGUCUGGUUCAUUUCUCGCUCUGCUAAUCAUCUUAGUAGAAAAACAAUAGUCCGAAAAAACAGGAAAAUAAAGGAUGAAGCUGAACGAUGCUUCUGUUAGAGAACCAAGACUCUGUGUUGGGCACAGUAAGAAAAAUUAGCCUCUGAUUCAUUAGAUGGCUACAUGACUUCUAAUACUUUGGAAAAAUUAAUUCACUUAGGAGAAUUCGGAAAAGAAUGGGUGAUUAGAGUUCACUGUACCUGAAUAAAUUUGUAUAAAAUAGAUUCUUACAUUGUGAAAGUACAGUCUAUAACUGGUAAAACUUAUGAUUCUUUUUUCCUAGUAUGCCCCCAUAUAUCAAGAUUUGGGCACUUUAUUUUAGAAGAAAAUAUAUAUCUUUUACAUAUGUGUGUAUUUAUAAAUGCAUAGAUAUAUGUAUAAAAAUUUGUAAGAGUUGAAGGCUUUAAUUCACCAAUGCAUUUGGACAACUUGGUGUAAUUGACUAUUUUAUGUGAAUAUAAUAAAAAGCAUUACUUUUCA